Molecule: messenger RNA, 3069 nt
Organism: Spirometra erinaceieuropaei
Lineage: Eukaryota; Metazoa; Platyhelminthes; Cestoda; Diphyllobothriidea; Diphyllobothriidae
Source: the annotation of a GenBank genome assembly
AUGUCAUUUGCCGGUCUCGGUCGUUUGUACGCAGGUUUGUCUGUAUUUUUUUGAGUUUUCGAUAUCCUUCGCGCGCGUGAAUAUGCACCAUUUUUACAUUAUUCGAUUGGCUUUCAUAUAAUGACACUUGACAUUCUACCUCCUGGUGUUUGCAUCUCUUUUUCCCUUUAUAUGCUGCCACAAUAGUCAUCUUUCAUAACGCUCAAGGUUAUGUCCCCCGUUUAUUGCAUUCUUUCCCCUUUAUCAAGUUGUUGUCGUCUGUUUUACCAUAGUCGUCCCUCUACAUGGUGUGUUACUAGGCUCUUUGCCGUUUACGAUACGGCUUUAUGAUGAACGUCAAUGUUCGCGAUCGGUCUUUGUCGUAGGCAAGCCGCAGACUGGCGCUGUAUAUAUUCUGUAUCUGUUGACUGUCUCGCACUGCCAUCUUGUUAGCUGCGACCUUUAUUUUUUCCGUUGCUUCCUUCCCUACUUUAUUUUUGCGGACAGUUUUGCUGUCCACUCCAUGUAGUUGUCGAUUUACACGUGGUAGUAGCGCAAAUAUUACCCUAGCACAUUUCGAUUUGCGUUUACCGGCCCAAAUGUCAUUAGAAAAUCGCACAUUGAACGAAGUUCUAGUUUAGCUAGGUUGGAAGAGCCUCAGUCCGCUCUACUAGCCUCCAUCGUCUGCUGACAACAGCAAUGGUUAAGUGAGCGACCGGGCGAGACGCUGUACAGUCUGGCGAGGGACUUCAGUUUUCACUUUUUUCCGUUAACACGCCCUUUUAAAAUGAUACCUUCAGUUUUUUCUGCUACAAUCCACCCCAUCCACCACUCAUCUGGAUUGUUUAUUGGAAGUCUGUUUGCCUUGCGUAGUCAACGCUCACCGAAAGUCACCUAAAGCUGUGCUUUGGAUAGUCUGGAGUGAACACUUCAGAGUAAUGUAGUUUGUGUGGAGAUGGUAAAAAUCACUAUGCAGACAUGUAGAGAUCUAGUAAAUAGAUGCCCAUGAGCAUCUAGAACCAUCAGUGCCUUUGUGACUCAGAAGCAAGAUGUUUGCGCAGUUUUUUUUUACAACAGUCGUGCUCGGUAGUAUAACACCACAAGCUUAAAAUGUGCAUCCAAGCCGUUUUCCUAGCGAAGAUAGGCGGUUUCUACACAUCUAACCAUAAACGCCAGUGCGCGGCUGCCUUCCACAUUUGAAGCACAAACUUCGUAUUGGAUUCGCUAAUUUUUGUAUCUUGGUUAGUUUUGAGAGGGGGCAUCAAGUUCAAGUCAGUCCAUGGCCCAACCGGCGUUCUCAAUAAAGCCGGAUAUUUUACAAUAUCACAGCAGAUGUUUCAUGGAAAGCUCUCGUCUAGCAUUUCUUAGCCGUCUUUACCCAAACCCUGCAAAAUAUCGUUUACGUUCACAUUUCUAGGAAAGCAAUCUAUUUCGAGUCCUAUAAGUUAGAAUACCAGUUUGUCUCUCUGAGUUUUGUGACAACGUAUUCACCCUAGUCCAUAGUCACACAGAGUUCCGUUGUUUUUCUGUAUAUUAUGCCUUUCACUUAUCCACACAUUCAUCUCGCGAUUCGUGCACCUUAGUAGGAGACAGUUGUUUCAGCUAUCCACACACCCAGAGGUGCGGGCUAAAAUCUUUCCCUACGUAUAUUUGAGUAGUGUUUUGUUUGAAACUUACAACGCACAAGAAUUUGUAUAGUUCAGGCGGCUUACGACAUCCCCCAAUUGGGUUUUUAGCCUUUGUACUUUUGAGUCUCAGCCACAACAGCCCUUUACUUGACCAUUUUUAACCACGUGCGGCUUCAAUAUUACAUGACCCACGAAUUAUGCGCGCUCGUAUUUUAUCAUUGACAUUUUGUCUAUUAAAUUGUCAUUUAUGAAAAGCCGAUUGUGUCUGGUGCAUCUGGCACAUUUGGUUAUGCAUUAAAUGAGUCUGUGUUUUGAUGUAUAUUUAAACUUUGAGUACUCGUCUGUUAUACUCAAUAGUCAGGCGUCGGUGGCUUAAAUGUUUACCAUAAGCCACUUCCUCUUUCAUUUUUUUCUCAUCGCGCAGUCUCAAACCUCGGAUGACCUUUUCCUUAUCUUUCUGCUGCCUGAUUGUUCUUUUCUACUCGUGUUUUUUGAGUUCACAUUCGUCUAGCUAAAUUCACUAUGUUUUCACCAUCUUGCAGGUGAAGGCAAGCACGUGUGUCCACUCUGCGCUCGUCGUUUCCAAACCGCCCGCGACUUGCGUGUUCACAAAAAAUUUCUGCACGAUGGUAGCCUCAGUCCUAUUUUAAAAAUGAAUAACUUUUUGGAUGUUACUUUCACAAUCAAAAAGUUAAACGGUAAAGGGAAAAUUAUGUUCUAACGUUGCCUGUGGAGUUACCAUACCUUUCCUGCACGACUCGCGGCUAACAAUUACGAGGAUAGUCAUCUGAGGCUGAUUUAAUGUCCGGAGUUUCGCCCUAAGUUCGUCGCGGUUUCAUGUUGUCUGCUUUUUCGGGGAGGUUAACUACUAUACAUUUGUUUCUGUUCUCAAAAUCACAUCAAAGCGUAAAUUCUACGUCUCCAAUGUGAUUGCCUGAUUUAUAUUUACGUCUGCUACACAUAUCAUACUAUUGCCGUAGUUCGUUGCCUUUUGGAGUUGGGGUUUUUUAGCUGCCCCGCUGUAGUAAUCAAAAAACUCAUUGUGCGGACUAGCAUUGCUGUUGUCAAGUACCUCGUAUCGAACUCAGUACUCCAACAUUUCUAAUUGACUACUACGGGUUUGCGCUCAGCAGUCUGAGUUGCCAGACUAUAGUUAGUAUCUGGCCAAAGGGCCGGUCAAUCUGCGACGCACUAUCCUACUCUAUUACUUACGCUUAUUGCUUUUGUAUUAAUUCGAAGGCUAUAUAUUACAGUAAGACAGCAUUUCUUUACACGUUUUCUUUAGGACAAUUCAGUUCGUACUCCAGUAGCUUAUCAGGCUUUUUUUUUUAUAGAAAAACGGAAUGUCAACUGCAGCCUCUGCUAUAAGAAGUUCUACAGUCAGUCCUUUCUUCGGCUUCAUAUGACGGUUUCGCACAGUGGCAAGUCAAUCGUGUUUAAUUCAUCAUUGUUUGUACCCUAG